Panicum hallii is the source of this 1219-nucleotide messenger RNA. RefSeq lists its product as uncharacterized. NCBI's taxonomy places the organism in Eukaryota, Viridiplantae, Streptophyta, Magnoliopsida, Poales, Poaceae. Bases 390 to 851 code for a protein of 153 amino acids. The transcript has a single exon. The record is from RefSeq and is a predicted model, not a curated record.
CUUGAUCUACCAUGCAUCACCAUCAGGGAUUGUCCAAGAAGGAGAAGCAUACAUAACUAGCCGUGGCCGUGCUGACGUGGACCCAACGAUUAUUGCGGGUCCCACCACCCAGCAUCGUCAGAAAAUUCCAUCCCCGUCGCCCACCCUGUUUCCCCGGAUUUCUCUCUGUCUAAAAAACGCCUCCACCCGCCGCACACUGCCGUGUGGGCCCCAGGCAGCGAGCAUUUCGCCAUCCUUUUUUUUUAAACUGCACGUUUGUAUUCAUUCGUGGACUCUUUCUCUCUCCCCCAAUAAGAGGUCUCCUCCGUCCACCUCGACGAGCUCCUCCGGCGGCUCGCGCGGGCUGAUCGAUUCGGCCCCGUCGUUCUUGGCGAUCGUGCCGUCAUCCCAUGGUGACGGCGGUGGUGGAGUCGCCGUUGCGGCAGAGGCAGAGGCUCCGGUCGCCGCUCGCCGGCAGCGGCGGCGGCGGCGACUUCGAGUUCCGGCACCGGCGCGCCGUGAAGCGCGUCUCCGGGAUGCGGCGCCGUUGGGCGCCACCAGAGAUCGAGAUCCCGAACGGCCACGGCCUGGCCGGCGGCGUCGGCGGGCGGGGCUCGUACACCAGCCUGCGGGACAUCAUGUCGUCGCCCGAGUACGCCAAGGACAGCUCCCCCGACGAGCCCGGCGGGAGCUGCGGGGACGUGCACAUGAUCCGGCACCCGCUGGUGAAGCACGCGGCGUACGCGUACCUCCAGCUGACGCCGUCGGCGCUGGAGGAGAAGGAGAGGGCCAGGCUGCGGCGGAGGCGCGGCCCGCUCUGCCGCCUCCUCGUCGGCUGCCUCGGCUUCCUCGGGGCGCUCUUCCGGCGGUGACGCGCGGCGCCGGCACGCCUCCGCCGGCGAGAACCAUAUCUGGCAGUUUUGAGCUUUGCAUUUGUUUCUCUCUUUUAUUUUGAUUUUUUGUUUCCCCGCCUUCUUCUCUGUUGCUUUCUUGUUCCUUUUCGGUGCAUUUAGGACAGAAUUGGCUGUUCCAGUUUUUGCUGGGGCUGUAGCUUUUUUUUCUUUGUUUUGUAAAUAUUUCGGUAGGGAUUAGAAAGAACAGAGACAGAUGAUACCAAGAAUCAUGAACUCAUGAUAUACAGUAAAAUGAGAGAGCAAAUCAUGCACAGGGUGCACCUGACGUGGAAAGAAGGAAAAGCAGCUUGCUUUGAUCACCAGAGCAUGCCGGCUCCAUCCAGACA